CUACCAUAACAGAUGGUGGGAACAACAUUGCAUCCACCGGGUACAACAAUAGACCGCAGCAUCCAGUCCAGACAACACUGGCCUUGCACCACCAUGCUCCCCGUGCAGGACGGCGUGAGGCUGUGAGUGCCGUCGUGAUUUAUUUCACGCGGUACCACCAACACCACGGCCACGGAGGAACCUUCUUGCGACUGUUUGGGCUCUCUCCAUCAAGCGGGGGAAGAUGGCCGCUAUGAAAAUAUUAACCAGCACAGGGCUCUUCUUGGCUUUCUGUGCGCUGGGGCUGCUCGCCAUGGCGAUCUGCACCGACUAUUGGUACGAGACCGAUGCGAGGAGACAUCGGGAGAGGUGUAAAAACUAUGCCAACAAGCGAAACGACCCGGGUUACAUCUACAUUUCAAACCACAACCUCCCCCUCCAGAUGCCUCCAAAGAGCGUGGAGAGGAAAGGUAAUGGCCCAGAUGCUGGAGCUCUCAUCAGGGAGAAGCGGCACUUUCUGGCCGCAGUGUCCACCAUGGAGUCCCAUUGCAGCCGCCAGUUUAACUCCACCAUCUCCGGGCUUUGGAGGAAGUGUCACCGGGAAGGAUUCGACCUGGAAACCGAGGACCUUAUUUACAAAGGGAUAAUUCAAAGAUGUACCCCAGUCAAGUAUCACUACUCUUCGUCCAUCCUCCCUCGAAAUUUACCCGUCAACAUCACAAAGACCAUACGACAGGAUGAAUGGCAUGCACUCCAUCUAAGAAGAAUGACCGCGGGAUUUGUGGGCAUGGCUGUGUCCAUCAUUCUUUUUGGCUGGAUCAUUGGAGUGCUGGGAUGCUGCCAGCAGCAUGACCUCAUGCAAUAUGUAGCUGGGCUACUCUUUCUCAUGGGAGGAACAUGCUGCAUCAUCUCCCUGUGCACAUGUGUGGCAGGAAUCAACUUUGAGUUAUCCCGCUACCCCCGCUACAUGUACGGACUCCCUGAGGACAUUAGCCAUGGCUAUGGCUGGUCCAUGUUUUGUGCCUGGGGGGGCCUCGGUCUCACAUUGCUGGCUGGCUUCCUCUGCACCUUGGCCCCCUCCCUGAGCACGCCUGCUCGCACAACAACCCACAAGCCGAGGCAAGAGAAUGGAACCGUGUGACAGGACGGAGGCGCCGUGAAGCAACUGACCCACGGAGCGCACAAACCACACCCUUCCAACCGUGAUGUUUAACUCUGAAACAAUUUUUUUGUCUGAUCACCAUCUCACACCACCCUUGACAUCGCCAUCCUCGCUCAGUGUUCAGUGUGCCUGAGUUGUGACAGAGGGAGCAAAGUAACAACAAACUUCACACACCUAUUCUCAAAAAACCCUGAGGGAACUCCAGGACCACCAACACUUAACGUAUGACUGGGGCAUCUCUCUCAUAGCACAAAUAAGACGUUUUUUUGG
Messenger RNA from Scomber japonicus (chub mackerel), 1411 nucleotides. RefSeq names its product transmembrane protein 276b (gene tmem276b). NCBI's taxonomy places the organism in Eukaryota, Metazoa, Chordata, Actinopteri, Scombriformes, Scombridae. The record is from RefSeq and is a predicted model, not a curated record. Gene Ontology annotation, cellular component: membrane. The coding region runs from base 224 to 1120 and encodes 298 amino acids. The transcript is spliced from 4 exons.